ACGCCGGGUCAGACGUCGUCUUUUAUUCCGGGAGACGGAAGGAGGGAGGGAGGAGAGACCGGCACCGGGAUCGGGAUCGGGAUCAGGAUCAAUACCGGGACCGGGACUGGGAUUGGGUUCAGGACCGACAUCGGAAUCGGGAUCCGGAUCAAUACCGGGACCGGGACUGCGUCCAGGACCGACUCCGGAACCGGGUGGAGGUGCCGGACAGGGAGGCCGAGUCCCGGCGGCGGGGACAGACCGACCGAGACCCUGCCCCUCCCACCGACCUUCUGUCUUGGAGUCAGGAUCGUGAACUGGUGUGCCAUUCCACAGUUCCUCCCCCUCCCCAGGAUCUCAGACCCCUCCCCUCCCCCUCGCUGGGCGAUGGAGGGUGAGGGGGUGCUGGCCGACCCAGACUCUGCCCCACCCUGUCAGUCCCCCACCCCCCAGGAGCCGUUUGGGGGGAUGGUCUCACGGCUGGGGGGCUUCGAGGCGCUGAUGGGGGGCUUUGGCCGACACCAACGGCUGGUCUGUGUCCUGACCUGGCUCCCCCUGCCCCCUCUGGCCUUUGCCCUCCUCUCAGGGUCCUUCCUCACCCUGGUGCCGGCCCAUCGCUGCCGGAGGGAGGGUGAGGUUGAGGGCGAGGCAGCCGAGGGUGAGGACUCCUGCCAACUCAACACUAGCGACCAUCGCCCCUGUCCGUAUGGUUGGAAGUACCAGUCCUCAGAGGGUCUGAAUACCAAUAUCAUCACCCAGUGGGACUUGGUCUGCGAUUCGUCCUGGAAGUCGUCAGUGGAGGAGAUUUGUUUCGUCCUGGGCUGCCUGGCAGGCUUCCUGCUGCUGGGUUACCUGGCGGAUUGGUUGGGACGAAGAAUCUCCUGCCUCCUGUCCGUGAGCCUCUCCAUCCUCUUUGGGACCCUGGUGUCUGUUGCCCCCAGCCUCCCUGUCUUUACCCUGGCUCGCUUCUUCCAGGGAUCCGCAGUUGCCGGCCUCCUACUCUCUCUCUACCUCAUCCGGUUGGAGGUCUGCGACCCCCCUCACCGGCUGCCAGUCUCCAUGGUCUCUGGCCUGUUCCUGGUGGGGGGGGAGUUCCUGCUGCUGGGCCUGGCCGUGGGCUGCCGGGACUGGAGGCUCUUCCAAGGGGUCAUCACCGCCCCCCUCGGCCUCUUCUUGGGCUUCUGCUGUCCGCAGGUCCUGCCGGAGUCCUUGCGCUGGCUCUUGUCGACGGGACGCGUGCCGGAGGCCAGGGCUGCAUUGGGACGGAUCCUGGAGCGGAACCGGCCCAGGGAGGAUCGGGAGCCUCUGGAGCUGGAGUCCUCCUUCACUGAUCUGGAUUCCUCCUAUCCCGGGAAUCACGAGUCAGAGCGGGAGACCCUCUGCAAGCUCCUGAAAUGCAGAAACAUUUGGAAAAAUAUCCUAAUCCUGGGCUUCACUGCGUUUAUCGGACACGGGAUCCAGCAUUGCUACGGAACUUUCCGAAACAGCGUCCUGGGCUCCAGGCCGAGCUUCUCCGUGAUGUAUCUGUUGUCAGCCGGGGCCGGGGGCCUGGCGUGCCUCUUCCUGUGCGCUACCGUUGACCGGUGUGGGCGCAGGGGCAUCUUGCUGCUGAGUAUGACACUGACCGGCCUUGCCUCCCUCAUCCUCCUCGGGCUCUCUGAAUACCUGAACGAUGUGACCAUCCUGAUAUUCUGCUCACUGGGUUUAUUCUCCUCCCGCGCCGUGGGAACACUCAGCAUCUUCUUCUCCUCCGAGGUCAUUCCCACUCUCAUCAGGGGCCUGGGCCUGGGCGUGGUCCUGGGCCUGUCAUGGCUGCCGAGGCUGAGCCGGUUGCUGUUGGAGCUGCAGGGCAGCCGGGCUUACUUCUUGCACCACGUUCUGCUGGCCUCGCUGGCCCUGCUCGGCUGCCUUUGCAUUCUGCUGCUGCCCGAGACCAAACGCAAGCCACUUCCCGACAGCCUGCAGCAGGGCGAACUCUGCCGGCGGCCCUCCUUCCUCCAGCGGCCUCGUGACAACGUACCUCUGCUGGCUGCCCCCAACCCCACCAUCUGACCCCGACCCCUCAACCUCACCUCAUGACCCAUUGACACACUCCGGCCUUGCUUCCUGCUCCCCAAACCCCCCCCCCCACCGCUCAUCCAACACCCCACAGCUCAGCCUGACCCCUGAACCUCACCUCACCCCACGACCUAGUGACACGCUCUGGCCUUGCUUCCUGCUCCCCAAACCCCCCCCCCACCGCUCAGCCUGACCCCUGAACCUCACCCCACCCCACGACCUAGUGACACGCUCUGGCCUUGCUUCCUGGUCCCCAAACCCUCCCUCAUCCAAUACCCCACCCUCUGACCUUCCCCCCAACUCAUCCUUUGCUCUGCAGCCGAGCCUCGACACCUAACCUGACCCUCCUUCCCUGUAGCAGGUGGAAGACCAGAACAUCAAGUACACACGAUGGAACGUCCUCUUUCUCUCUGACCAUACCCAUGUUUAACAAUCGUGUUACUCAUGUCACAGUU
This is a messenger RNA of Mobula hypostoma (lesser devil ray), 2492 nucleotides long. RefSeq names its product solute carrier family 22 member 17 (gene slc22a17). The coding region runs from base 367 to 2031 and encodes 554 amino acids. The transcript is spliced from 10 exons. Gene Ontology annotation, cellular component: membrane. Gene Ontology annotation, biological process: transmembrane transport. Lineage: Eukaryota; Metazoa; Chordata; Chondrichthyes; Myliobatiformes; Myliobatidae. Gene Ontology annotation, molecular function: transmembrane transporter activity. The record is from RefSeq and is a predicted model, not a curated record.